This is a messenger RNA of Bufo bufo (common toad), 906 nucleotides long. RefSeq names its product taste receptor type 2 member 39-like. Gene Ontology annotation, molecular function: G protein-coupled receptor activity; bitter taste receptor activity. The transcript has a single exon. Bases 1 to 906 code for a protein of 301 amino acids. Gene Ontology annotation, biological process: sensory perception of taste; detection of chemical stimulus involved in sensory perception of bitter taste; G protein-coupled receptor signaling pathway. NCBI's taxonomy places the organism in Eukaryota, Metazoa, Chordata, Amphibia, Anura, Bufonidae. Gene Ontology annotation, cellular component: membrane. The record is from RefSeq and is a predicted model, not a curated record.
AUGCUUCCUGAAAAAAUAGCUCUUCUGUCUAUUUCUAUCCUUAUAGUCAUCAUUGGUUUUUUGCUAAAUGGAUUUAUUGUUACGGUGAACUUGUUUAAGUGCAUCAAAUUUCAAACUCUUGAAACCAUCAAUGUUCUUAUUACUGGUUUGGGACUGGUGAGGUUCAUACUUCUAAGUAUACAUAUGAAACAUAUUUGUUUUUUAAUGUUUGGUUGGUCUCUGUUCCAAAUUGAUGAAUAUUUAGGGACUUUAAUAGUAUGUGUGAUCUUCUGCAGUUUUUGGUGGGGCUCGGUGCUUUGUGUCUUCUACUGUGUGAAAAUCUCAAACUACAGCAACAGACUCUUUAUGAGACUCAAGAUGAACAUCUCCAAGAUGGUCACUUGGCUGCUUCUCAUCUCAUUGGUCAUCUCCUUUCUUUUCAGUUUGCCUUAUAGUUGGUCUGUAACUUGUAUACACGUUGUUAAUGGCACCAACAAUGGAAACAAGGUAAAGAAAGUAAAUAUUGUCCGUCUGUUCAUCAUUAUUUUUGCCGGCUCCAUCAUACCAUUCAUGGUAUUUUGUGUCUCCGUUUAUCUUAUCAUUGUGUCACUCCUGAGACACACCACAAAAAUGAGCAGCAGAGAUUCCGGCUUCAGCAUCGCUCAACGAGAUAUUCACCUCUGUGUCAUUUGGAACAUGAUCUCAUUCUUAUUGUUUUAUGCCUUGUAUUUUGCAUCUUUCGUCUUGGUAAUUCUUACUAUGAACUUUGAGAAUCCAAUAUUUACUUUAGUAUGUUAUAUUUUCAUUGCUGCCUACCCAAGUCUACACUCUAUUUCUUUAAUUUUCAGCAACCGAGAGCUUAAACGCGCCUUUUUUAUUGUCUUUUCUUUUAAUUGGUUAGGAAAUAUAAGGCAAGAGACCUCUUAA